Molecule: messenger RNA, 1344 nt
Organism: Lycium barbarum (goji berry)
Lineage: Eukaryota; Viridiplantae; Streptophyta; Magnoliopsida; Solanales; Solanaceae
Exons: 6
Coding region: 1-1344 (447 amino acids)
Molecular function (GO): zinc ion binding
Source: RefSeq, a predicted model, not a curated record
AUGGCGAAUUAUACUAUUCGAGAGCGAUUCAAUUUCAAAACUGAGAGAUCAAAUGCUAUAAGCUAUACAGUCGUAUGUAUGUCGCCUGAAUGUGAAUGGAAAUUACGAGCAUCAAGUGUUGGAAAAUCUGAACUGUUCAUAGUUAGGUAUUUGCAUGAUGAACAUACAUGCCCUUUGAAGGACAAGGUAUAUUCACAGAGGCAAGCAACAAGUUGGUCUAUUGGGGAAUUGGAUGUUAAGCCGAAAAUAACGAACCACAAGAGGAAAGUUAGCCCUGGGGAUAUAAUGGACGACGUAAAAAAUGAAUUCGGCGUAAAUGUUUCUUACAUGCUGGCCUGGAGAGCUAGGGAAAAAGUUAUGAAUGAUUUGAGGGGGGAUCCUGCUGCUUCAUACAAUAAAUUGCUGGCAUAUGUCUAUAUCCUAGAUAAAACAUAUCCUGGAUCAUAUGUUAAAAUGCAUAAAUCAUGUGAAAAUGAGUUCCUGUAUUUCUUUGUUGCACUCAAAGCAUUCAUAAAGGGAUUCGAGUGUUGUAGACUAAUAGUGGUAGUGGAUGGUGCACACCUUAAAAACACGUAUAAUGGUACAUUUGUAUCCGCAAGUACUUUGGAUGGUGCAGGUAAUAUUCUACCACUGGCAUAUGGUUUGAUAGAUUCGCAAAAUGAUAAGUCCUGGACUUGGUUCUUUGAGAAGUUCAAGCUAGCUUAUGAUAUUAGGGAUAACAUGUGUGUCGUGUCCGACAGACACGAAAGAAUAAUCAAAGCGGUGUAUCGGGUGUAUCCUACUGUUCCUCAUUUGGCCUGCAUAUGGCAUUUGUGGAAAAAUGAUGAGUUCGAUAAACUGAUGGAAAAGAUUGAGAAUGUUGAUAUAUGGGUAAAGGAAUAUUUGGAUGAUGCUGGAAGGGAGAAAUGGUCUCGGCUAUAUUCACCUGUUAACAGAGGUUGGACAAUGACUUCGAAUAUAACGGAAUGUAUUAAUGGAAAACUAGUAGCGGCAAGAGAGUUGCCUGUUUUUGAUUUCCUUGAAGAAGUUAGGAGGAUGUUUGGGAGAUGGAAUUGCACAAAUAGGAAAAAUGGGUAUACUUCUCUGUGUUUUUAUGUUGAAGCAUCAACUGAAUAUGUUUAUACGGUUAAUGAUGGACCGCGACGUUUCAUAAUUGAUUUGAAGAGGAAAACUUGUAGUUGUCGGAUGUUCCAAAUGGACGAAAUACCAUGUUCACAUGCCUGGGCUAUCUUAAAGAGUAAAAAUCUAACGGCUGAUACAUAUUGCUCAGAAUUAUUCAAGCCAAAUACAGUGGUGAAUACGUAUGAUGUGCCGAUUGAUCCACUUCCCGACAAGAGUGAGUGA